Messenger RNA from Mytilus trossulus (common blue mussel), 2872 nucleotides. Its product is annotated as metal regulatory transcription factor 1-like. The record is from RefSeq and is a predicted model, not a curated record. Gene Ontology annotation, cellular component: nucleus. Gene Ontology annotation, biological process: regulation of transcription by RNA polymerase II. Lineage: Eukaryota; Metazoa; Mollusca; Bivalvia; Mytilida; Mytilidae. The transcript is spliced from 10 exons. Gene Ontology annotation, molecular function: DNA-binding transcription factor activity, RNA polymerase II-specific; RNA polymerase II cis-regulatory region sequence-specific DNA binding. Bases 55 to 2211 code for a protein of 718 amino acids.
GCCAAUGAUUACGGUUAUAACAAUUCCGUGCAUCUCCUACAUUUACAUGUCAAAAUGGACUUAACUUCUUCAGACUUAGAACAAGAUUUCGAUUAUUCAACAGGCGUUUGCUUCGAUUCUGACGAUUCAGAUGAAUUUACGAACAAUAACUCUCUCGGUGUUGACAACACUCCAAACGAAAAUUACACAACGUCAACAAAUAACGUUGAGUUAAACGACAGAGACGAAAAGGGGGAAGAAAGUUCACAUGUUUCAAAAUUAAAUGAAAACAAUAUCCAAUACAACUUCAAUGAUAGUGAAACAGAAAAUGACAGGGAAAAUAAUGGAUAUAUACAACACACAGUAUCUGAAGAUCAGAUAUGUAUGCAGAUUAACCCAGGAGACAGAUCUAUGCCCAGUAAUCCAUCACAUGCUACUGUGACUGUUGAAAGUAGAAAUCCAGAGACAAAACUAAAAGAAAUUAAAAGAUACCAAUGUGAUUACACAGACUGUUCUAGAACUUACAGUACUGCUGGAAAUCUCAGAACUCAUAAGAAGACACACAAAGGAGAAUAUACUUUUACAUGCAAUGAAGGAGGCUGUGGCAAAGCUUUCCUUACUUCCUACAGCCUGAAAAUCCAUGUACGAGUUCAUACAAAAGAAAAACCAUACAACUGUGAUUUACCUGAAUGUGAAAAGGCUUUCACCACACUAUACAGAUUAAGAGCACACCAGAGGAUCCAUACAGGAAAGACAUUUAACUGCGGAGAGGGAGAAUGCAGGAAAUUCUUCACUACCCUUAGCGACCUCAAAAAACAUAAAAGAACACAUACUGGUGAAAGACCUUACCAGUGUGAUGAGAAUGGAUGUGGCAAGGCUUUUGUAGCUAGUCAUCACCUAAAAACACAUAUUAGAAGUCAUACAGGUGAAAAGCCAUUUUCCUGUGAUGGAUGUCCAAGAGCAUUUACUACAAAUUAUAGUCUAAAAGUUCAUAAAAAGAAUCAUGAGAGAGAUAUAGAAUCUGAACGGGUGAUACAAUCUUAUGCUGAUCAGUUAUUAAUGCUUUGUGAUCCAGUUGAAGAAAACCAGUUACAAAAACUGCUUAGCCUUACAGAACAAAACCAAGCAGGAAUAACAUAUGAACACAUUUGUAAAAUACCAGAUUACAGUCCAGGAAGUUUACAGGAAAUCACUCCUGCAAUGUUACAAUCAUCUCCGUCAGUUCAGAACACAGCUGAAGAUGGGUCAAACAUUCCUCAAGUGAUCAGUCAAAUACAGAUUGUUCCGUCGUCAGAAGGAGCUUGCACAUUAAUAAAUCUACCUCCAGUACUACAACAAAAUAUAGCAGUUAUCGAUGAAAAUCAAACAAGCACAAUCAUCAAUCAGAAUCCCUCCGAUAUGUCUCAAAACCAAGUUGAUGGUAGUAGCAGUUUUACAAAUAUAAUGGAUCAAGGAAAUUGUAUUUGUUCAACAAUAUCUCCGGUAGACAGCAUACAGGUUCAGAUCCCUAGCAAUACUCAGGAAACUGGUUAUGACUUGUUGAGUAGUUUGGAAGCAAUGACUAGAGGCAGUGGUGGGGCUGCCACAGUUCAGCCUACUGUGGCCACAGUACAGCCUAGCAUGGGACCUAUACCUGUGUCGGGCAUUGAAGCCAUACCUCUGUCAAGUCCUCAAAUCAAACAAUGUGAUGGAAAACCAACUGUCAAAGUUCAACACUUUCUGAUUACAAAGGUAGUGACUGACACACCAAAUGGUGAACGUUUUGAGACUGAAAGCACAGUGGAGUUGCCAAACUUGAGUUCUGCCACAUUAGCUAAUAGGCAAACUAAUCUAGGUGACAAUGUUUUAGUUUAUCCACAGUUAGUUAACCUGACACAAGGUGCUGUACAGGCGGCGGCAACAGCGGUGACGGAAAAAGUUGAUACAUCCAAAAACAAUCUGACAUCGACAGACGUGACACUAUCUCAAACGUAUCCAGCUGUAAGUAGUUGCGAAACUCCCAUCAUUCUUGAUUUAACACAACAGUCUGCUCAGAUGAUGGCUGGCUGCACAACUAUUGAUUAUUCAGAUAACAAAACACUCCUAGCUGAUCUUGCUGUGAACAAGGAUGCGGAUACUACCCAGAAUGCAUUAGGGGCUGAUAAUACCCAGAAUACACUGGAUACAGAUUCUGUCUUUCUUGAUGAAGGAACUUGUGCAAAAUGUUGUAUAAAUGUACCUGUUACAAGUUAAUUACUUUAGGAAAAAAAAUUGGAAAGUGAUAUUUUUGCAUGAUUUUUUUCACAGUUUGAUAUAAUAUAUGAUUUGUUUGAUUAUAUACUGAGUGUCAAUCUUACAACACAUGAUUUUCCAAGCUUCUAUUUUUCAAUUGUUUAAUAAAUGUUCAAAAACAUUCGUGUAAACAUUUUUUUUGAAUGUAUGUUUUCAUGUUUCUUGUAUUAUUUAGUCUAUGAUCAAUUUUUACCUGUUCUGAACAUCAAAAAGAUAAAAAUCAAAACAUAUGCAAAAGUCACAAAUUUCAUCCAAUUUUGAAUUUGAAUUGAAUUUUUUUCAACUGGAAAUUUAAUGUUUUGUAUCUGUUUGCACUCAGUAUAUAUUUGAAAGUUUAUGAACAAUGUGAUAAUUUUUAUUUGCUGUUUUUGUAUUGUGUUUAUAUGUAAUUAUGGUGUAAAAAUUGUCUGCUUAAAAGGAUCUAUCCUGAAAAAAUUAUGAAAGUUUAUGCAUAAUAAAAAAAAAAUAUUUAUAGCUUCAAAUUCAUAUCAGGUAUUUAGUUGACAAUGGAUAUAUUUCAGUAUUAUGUGAAUCUUUUCAUGAAAUAUAAUCUUUUAUAUUAAUAUUCUUGUGUAAUCUUUCAUAACCUUUAACAGAAUGUCAAAAACAAAAUUUUGAAGGC